CUCUAGGAAAGGCGGCACUAACAUUUUAGUAAUUGAUUAAAGCCUAGUCGCAACGGUUACACUUCUCUCUGCAAGUUAUUAGCAAAUAAUAAAAUAAUAAGCUACAAAAUGACCAAGACCCGAGUCUAUGUUGUUGGUGUCGGCAUGACCAAGUUCGAGAAACCAGGUCGCCGUAACGAUGUUUGUUACCCCGACUUUGCCAAGGAGGCAGUUACCAAGGCUCUACAGGAUGCCAGGCUGCAGUACACGGAUGUGCAACAGGCUGUCGUUGGUUACGUCUAUGGUGACUCCACCUGUGGACAACGCGCAGUCUACGAGGUGGGCAUGACAGGUAUUCCCGUCUACAAUGUGAACAACAACUGCUCCACGGGCUCCAGUGCCUUGUAUCUGGGCAAGCAGAUCAUCGAGUCUGGCAGUGCGGAUUGUGUCCUGGCCCUCGGCUUUGAGAAGAUGGAGCGCGGAUCAUUGGCAGCAAAGUACUUUGACCGUGCCAAUCCCAUGGAGCGUCACAUCACUGAAAUGGGAGAACUGACUGAAAUCGGAGCAGGACCAAUGGCUGCCCAGAUCUUUGGCAAUGCUGGCAAGGAGCACAUGAAGAAGUACGGAACAAAGCCCGAACACUUUGGAAAGAUUGCCUGGAAGAAUCACAAGCACUCCGUCAAUAAUCCCUACUCACAAUUCCGCGAUGAAUACACUUUGGAGCAGAUUAUGAAGUCGCCCCAGGUGGUCGAGGGAGUGCUGACAAAGCUGCAGUGCUGUCCCACAUCGGAUGGCUCUGGAGCAGCUAUUUUGGCCUCCGAGCAGUUCGUGCGUCGUCAUGGCUUGGAGAAGCAGGCUGUGGAGAUCGUGGGCAUGGAGAUGGCCAGUGAUCCAGAGUCGACGUUCGCUGACAAGAGUCUGAUGAAGAUUGCCGGCUACGACAUGACUCGCCUGGCUUCCCAGCGCCUGUUCGCCAAGAGUGGAUUUAAGCCACAGGAUGUGCAGGUCGUGGAGUUGCACGAUUGCUUCUCGGCCAACGAGCUGGUCACCUACGAGGCGUUGGGUCUCUGCGGAGAGGGCAAGGCUGGCGAGUUCAUCGACGCUGGCGACAACACUUAUGGCGGCAAGUUUGUGAUCAAUCCCAGUGGCGGUCUGAUCUCCAAGGGUCAUCCACUGGGUGCCACGGGAUUGGCUCAGUGCGCCGAGCUCUGUUGGCAAUUGAGAGGCUUGGCCGAGAAGCGUCAGGUGCCCAAUGUGCAGCUGGCUCUGCAGCAUAAUCUGGGUCUGGGUGGAGCCGUUGUGGUGGGUCUGUAUCGUCUGGGCUUCCCGGCUGCCAGCAACAUCAGGCACAAUCUGACUGCGGCCGCCAAGAUGGCAACUAGCGAGGAAGGCUUCAAGGUGUCGCCGCUUCUGAAGCUGCUGGAACAGGCCAUGCAGGAGGACAAGGACAAUCUAAUUGAAAAGGUGCGCGCUAUUUACGGCUUCAAGGUGAACAAUGGACCCCAAGGUCAGACUGGUUUCUGGGUGAUCGAUGCCAAGACCGGCAAAGGCAAGGUUAUUUUCAAUGGAACACAAAAAUGUGAUGUUACCUUCAUUAUUAGCGAUGAUGAUGUGUUUGAACUGCUGACGGGCAAGCUGCCGCCACAGAAGGCCUUCUUCCAGGGCAAGAUUAAGAUACAGGGCAACAUGGGAUUCGCCAUGAAACUGAUGGACCUGCAACGCUCCGCUCAGGGUCGCAUUGCGGAGUUGCGCGCCAAGCUCUAAAUCUAUCUAUUGAAUGCAUUCCUUAAGCACAUCAACUACUCUGGGGUUGGGCUCUAAAGCUUUUAAAGCGUAGAUGAAAUGAAAUUAUUAAAUAAUUAUUGCAUAUUGUAUUAUUUGUAGCUUUUAA
This is a messenger RNA of Drosophila innubila, 1870 nucleotides long. It is a transcript of the gene ScpX, whose product is annotated as non-specific lipid-transfer protein. Gene Ontology annotation, molecular function: acyltransferase activity, transferring groups other than amino-acyl groups. The coding region runs from base 109 to 1743 and encodes 544 amino acids. NCBI's taxonomy places the organism in Eukaryota, Metazoa, Arthropoda, Insecta, Diptera, Drosophilidae. The transcript has 5 exons. The record is from RefSeq and is a predicted model, not a curated record.